GCGGGCGGCACCGGGAGCGCGGGGGGCACUGCGACGGUUGCCUUCGCUGCCGAGCCUGUGCCCUUCCCGCCGCCGCCCCCGGGCGCGCUGGGGCCACCACGCCUGGCCGCGCUUAAGGAUGAGCCGCAGACGGUGCCCGACGUGCCGAGUUUCGGCGAGAGCCCGCCGCUGUCGCCCAUCGACAUGGACACACAAGAGCGUAUCAAGGCGGAGCGCAAGCGGCUGCGCAACCGCAUCGCUGCCUCCAAGUGCCGCAAACGCAAGCUGGAGCGCAUCUCGCGCCUCGAGGAGAAAGUGAAGACGCUUAAGAGCCAGAAUACGGAGCUGGCGUCCACAGCGAGCCUGCUGCGCGAGCAGGUGGCGCAGCUCAAGCAAAAGGUCCUCAGCCACGUCAACAGCGGCUGCCAGCUGCUGCCCCAGCACCAGGUGCCCGCGUACUGAGCCCUCGCGCGGGGCGCAUGCGCGGCCCCCCUUCCCGAGAGGCGGGCUUGCGUGGGGGGUCGUGGGUGCCUCGGACUCGGAGAGGGCGCUUCCCGGUAGAGGGACCCCCCCAGAUGGUGCCAGGACUCGGAGAGGGCACCUCAGACUCGACAAGCUGGACCCCCUGCUCCUGGGGGGCAAGCGCAUGACCCCCUCGCCCUCGCGCUGCCUCUGUCCUCUGCGCGCAGCCACCCUGUGUUGCACAAAUCCGCGCGCCCGGCCGCUCCUUUGUACGUACCGCCGCCGAGGGGGGCUCCGAGGGGGCGCGGCCUCAAGCCCUGCGUUGCCUUUUACUUUUUUUUUUGCAUUUGGAAGAGAGAACAGUGUUCGAUUCUGCCCUAUUUAUGUUUCUACUCGGGAACAAACGUUGGUUGUGUGCGUGUGUGUUUUCUUGUGUUGGUUUUUUUAAAGAAAUGGGAAGAAGAAAAAAACUCCCUUUCCUUGCUCUCUUCCCCCUCCCUUUUGUCCUUCCGACACCCCAACUCCCGCCCUUUUUUUUUUUUUUUCUGUUUUGUUUUGCUACGAGUCCACAUUCCUGUUUGUAAUCCUUGGUUAGCCCGGUUUUCUGUUUUCAGUAAAGUCUCCUUAUGCCA
Molecule: messenger RNA, 1073 nt
Organism: Pteropus alecto (black flying fox)
Lineage: Eukaryota; Metazoa; Chordata; Mammalia; Chiroptera; Pteropodidae
Gene: JUND
Product: JunD proto-oncogene, AP-1 transcription factor subunit
Exons: 1
Biological process (GO): regulation of cell cycle; regulation of transcription by RNA polymerase II; regulation of cell population proliferation
Cellular component (GO): transcription regulator complex
Molecular function (GO): RNA polymerase II cis-regulatory region sequence-specific DNA binding; DNA-binding transcription factor activity, RNA polymerase II-specific; transcription factor binding
Source: RefSeq, a predicted model, not a curated record